CCUAAUUUCACAAAUUACAAAACCCCUCCGCCCACCCGCCAAGCACCGCCACUCCCACACUUGCAUAUACACGGCGGAGAAACGGGGAAAACCGUAUUUUCUUGCUCUCUGUGAUGGCUCUGUACGUACUGUACGAGUCGGCGUCGGGAUACGGCUUGUUCUUAGCUCACGGUAUUGAUGAAAUCGGGCAGAACACCGAGGCGGUUCGGACCUCCGUUACCGACCUCAACCGGUUCGGCAAGGUGGUCAAGUUCGUCGCUUUCACCCCCUACGGUUCUGCUCUCGAUGCUCUCAACCAAUGCAACGCUGUCUCCGAAGGUCAAAUGACUGAUGAACUGAGGAACUUUCUGGAGAAUAGUUUACCCAAGGUGAAAGAAGGAAAGAAGUCGAAGUUCAGUUUGGGAUUGGCCGAGCCGAAGCUCGGGUCACAUAUUUUCGAAGUGACCAAGAUUCCGUGCCAAAGCAACGAGUUUGUUCUCGAGAUUCUUCGCGGUGUGCGUUUGCAUUUUGAUAGGUUCAUUGAAAACCUAAAGCCUGGAGAUUUGGAGAAAGCACAACUGGGUCUCGGCCAUAGUUACAGCAGGGCUAAGGUGAAAUUCAAUGUGAACAGAGUCGAUAAUAUGGUUAUUCAAGCAAUCUUUAUCCUCGAUACACUCGAUAAAGAUAUCAAUUCGUUUUCCAUGCGAGUGAGAGAAUGGUACUCGUGGCAUUUUCCCGAACUAGUGAAAAUCGUCAAUGACAACUAUCUGUAUGCCAAAGUUGCUAAAUACGUAGACGAUAAAUCACAGUUGUCUGAGGAUAUGUUAUCUGGUCUGACAGACAUUGUCGGAGACGAAGAUAAAGCAAAGGAAAUCAUAGAGGCUGCCAAAGCAUCCAUGGGACAAGAUUUGUCACCGAUAGACUUGAUGAAUGUGAAGCAAUUUGCACAAAGAGUGAUGGAUCUUGCCGAGUACAGGAAGAAGCUGUACGAUUAUCUCGUCGCCAAAAUGAAUGACAUUGCACCUAAUUUGGCUGCAUUGAUCGGUGAAGUUGUUGGGGCCCGCUUAAUAUCUCAUGCCGGUAGUUUGACAAACUUGGCAAAGUGUCCUUCGUCCACCCUUCAGAUUCUUGGAGCUGAAAAGGCUCUCUUUAGGGCAUUGAAAACACGUGGGAAUACUCCAAAGUAUGGUCUUAUAUUCCAUUCUUCAUUCAUUGGUCGUGCAUCUGCUCGUAAUAAAGGGCGGAUGGCUCGUUAUCUUGCUAACAAGUGCUCGAUUGCCUCUCGCAUUGAUUGUUUCAUGGACAAAAGUACUACCGUUUUUGGAGAUAAACUCCGUGAACAAGUCGAGGAGCGCCUAGAUUUUUACGAUAAAGGUGUUGCUCCUCGCAAGAACAUUGAUAUGAUGAAGUCUGCUAUUGAAACAGCUGACGGCAAAGACAAUGACGAACCGAAAGCCGCUGUGAAUGGAGAUGCGAACGAGGAGCCAAAGACGGAAAACAAGAAGAAAAAGAAGGAAAAACGAAAACUUGAUGAAGAAAAAGUAGAGGUGAAUGGAUUGAGUGGGGAAGAUGGAACUGCAAAAAAGAAGAAGACGAAGAAGAGUAAAGAUGUCGUUAUGGAAGAUGUUCCAUCUGCUAUAAGUGAAGGCAAAUCAAAGUCGAAGAAGAAGAAGUCACGAACCGAAGACAGCGAUUGAUAACUUCUAAUUUACUUUUUUGUAUUAUUAUGGAUUGAGCACAAAUAGUUUUGAACAUCGUAUUUUGAUUUAGAGAUGUAGCGACGCAUGUUUUCUUAAUCAUCGAAAAUUUUGGAUUUCUUUUGUUAUCGAAGUUAUUUAUGUUGUUCCAUAUAAUGUCUACUUCAUAUGGUGCUUUCAUUGAAGACUGUCUUUUGUUUUUAAAGUAUUUUUUUUUA
Molecule: messenger RNA, 1894 nt
Organism: Erythranthe guttata (spotted monkey flower)
Lineage: Eukaryota; Viridiplantae; Streptophyta; Magnoliopsida; Lamiales; Phrymaceae
Product: nucleolar protein 56
Cellular component (GO): small-subunit processome; box C/D methylation guide snoRNP complex
Molecular function (GO): snoRNA binding
Source: RefSeq, a predicted model, not a curated record